CGAAGGAGGUUUUGUUGGUCGACUUUGCCAAGAUAAAGAGAGAGGCCAUCUCUUUUCUCUUUCCCUUUCUCUGCAAGAAAUUUCCACACUUUCUCUCUCUAUAACUCAUUUUCGUUCUCUCUAGGAAAAGAAAGUUCCAAGCUUUACUCGAAAAAAGACUCUGUUUGCUAUCCUGCCAUCAAGUUUCUCACGAAAAUGGCAAUCGAAGAUCAAGAGAACACAAUCCGAGAAAUCAAGCCUAAGAACAGAAGAAUCAUGGGAGCUGGUGGACCGGAGGAGGAAGAUAACCGAUGGCCGCCAUGGCUUAAACCUCUGCUUAAAGAGCACUUCUUUGUUCACUGCAAGUUGCAUGUAGACUCUCACAAGAGUGAAUGCAAUAUGUAUUGCUUAGACUGCACCAACGGCCCGCUCUGCUCUCUCUGUCUUGCCCAUCACAAGGAUCAUCACACCAUUCAGAUAAGGAGAUCUUCUUAUCAUGAUGUUAUAAGGGUGAAUGAGAUACAAAAGUAUCUUGACAUAUCAGGUAUCCAGACUUAUGUGAUAAAUAGUGCUAAAGUCGUCUUCUUGAACGAGAGGCCUCAGCCUAAGACAGGGAAAGGCGUUACCAAUACCUGCAAAGUUUGCUACCGUACUCUCGUUGACGACAGCUUCCGCUUCUGUUCUCUUGGCUGCAAGAUCGCUGGAUCAUCUAGAGGCUUUGAAAAGGGAAGGAGGAACCUUUUGACGGAAUCAGAGGAUUCAGGUAGCAGCAUGGGAAUUGGGAGGAACAUAUCGAAUCUCCAGAGUUUCAGCCCAUCAACACCUCCACUGACUACAUCUACUAGUUGCAGAAUCGCCAAGCGAAGAAAGGGAAUCCCUCACCGAUCUCCAAUGGGAUAGAAACCGGUUUAAAAGGAAGAAGCAAAAGAGUUAAAGCUAAUACAGAAGCUUUGGCCAUUUGCUAGUUUCUUGAUCUAUAAGAUUAUACUUAAAAGGUAUACAGAAGCUUUGUCUCUUAUCUUUUUUUUCAUAUAAUGGAAGAAAUGGUCUUUUGGUUGUGUUAGCAAAAAGAAAAGGCCUUAAGUUAGGUUUUAUCCUACUAAUGGUAAGUCUGUGAAUAUGUAAUGUGCUUUGUGUGUAUAUAUGGAUGUGAUACAAAAAAGUGUAGAAAUGGGAAUAUAGGGAUUUUAAGGGGGUGAAAAUGGGAAUAAAACAAAGUUUAAAUUUGUUUUCA
This is a messenger RNA of Raphanus sativus (radish), 1213 nucleotides long. RefSeq names its product protein RGF1 INDUCIBLE TRANSCRIPTION FACTOR 1. The transcript is spliced from 4 exons. The record is from RefSeq and is a predicted model, not a curated record. Lineage: Eukaryota; Viridiplantae; Streptophyta; Magnoliopsida; Brassicales; Brassicaceae. Bases 196 to 879 code for a protein of 227 amino acids.